CGCGGGCCCCGCGCGGAGGGAGGACGGCGCGGCGGGGGCGCGCGGGCGAUCAGGUUCCCUCAUUCACGCUCGGGCCUGACAGUCAUAGGAUGGACUGUUGACUCCUCUGCAGGCACUGAAGUGAUUUCAUAAACACUGGCAAGACCUCUCACAGGUGACACGUCCGCUCCGAAAAAGGUUUAGAGGGACAUGGAGCUUGAAAGAAUCAUUCAAGACACACUGACAGACUUCAUCCAGUCCCACAUCCCUGCAGCAGAUCUCAGUGGGAUGGAUGAUGUUUUCUUCUCUUACAUCACGGGUGUCCUGGAAGAGCUGGGCUCAGCAGAGUCUUCUGAAGAGACUUUUGACAUGGACACCUUUGUGGAAAUGAUGGAGGCAUAUAUCCCUGGUUUUGCAGAAAUCCACAGUGGGGAUGUUUGUGAAAUGAUGUUCUCCCUCUCAGAAAGGCUUGGUGAAGCUCGCAACAAAGAAAAACUUGGCCAAAAGGCUGUGGAAAGCAGGAGUGAAGCGCCCUCUGAAGACCUCACCGAGGGCCAGGAGCCUGGAGCUGGAGCCUGCAGCGGGGAAAGACUGUGCACUCUAACAGACGGAGCCGGGGCCCAGGAAGGUGCUGACUUGAAGGAUGGGGUGGAGCUGCUACUGGAGAUGUUCCCAGCCUGCACUGUGAGCCAGGCAGAGAAGGCUGUCGCCAUGGCUUUGGGGAACUUGGAAGAGGCAGUGCAAUUAAUUGUGGAGGAGAAGGUGGAAAUUGGCCCAGCAGGUGCAAGUGUAAAGGAACUGGCACGGCCCCGCAGAGCGCCCAACCACGAGGAACUAAAACAGGUCAUCCUACAGAAGUACAUGAUGGUGGAUAGUGCAGAUGAUCAGAAAACACAUCGGCCAGCUCCACCCAAAGAGGUAAGCAGGCCCAGCUCACCAGCUCAAGUUUGAAUGUCCCAAGGUUUAAAUAAAACCAGGCUGCAAGUCCAAAAGAAACAACAGGGCAGGCCAAAGGCAGGUCUGUUCACAGUCAGUCAGAGAGGGAAGAUUAGCUCAGCUGAGGUGCUGCAGGCAAUGUCAGUUCUUACCUUUCCUGACUACCAUGGCUCUUGCUCCCUCACAUCCUUCCCAGUUUUGGCCAAGAUUCCCAACACAGACAGUGGUAAAGCAGCCCACCCACCCACCUCCCAUAAUGGAGCUCUGCUUUUGCUUGCCCCCUCCCUUCUCUAGCAGUGUGGCUGUCCAUCCACUUGGUGUUAAUAUCUUUCCAGGCUCCCAAGAAGUUGAUCCGCUAUAUUGAUAACCAGGUGGUGAGUACAAAAGGAGAGAGGUACAAAGACAUCAAGAAGCCUGAGAGUGAGGAGAUGAAGAGAACCUACAUCAGCCUAAAACCAGCCAGGAAGUAUAAGUUCCACUGACAGCCAGGUCCUCCUGCUCUUCAGCCUUCCACCUCACUGCCAGGCAUGGCAGGAUGGAUGUGUGGUGCUAGGAAUGAGGUGACUCCACCUGCCACUAACUUGAACUAACCUGGAAGCCAGGACAAUGCUUUCAGCUUCCUCAACUAACCUGGCUGAGGAGACUUCUCUCAUCGUGUAGCUAUCCCUUCUCCCUCCAGGAGCACACCACAGUGGCUCUCCAGGACCUGGGCAUUCUCUGCUAUUCCUUGCAUGGGACAUUUUUAGAUCUGAGAUGUGGCAUGUGCUUUUGCAGCAAUCUUUUUAACAAGUCUUUGUGCACUGUUGCUUUGAGUGCCAGUAUUAAUAAAGAUGAUGUGAGUUGGUGUGUAGUUCA
Molecule: messenger RNA, 1770 nt
Organism: Catharus ustulatus (Swainson's thrush)
Lineage: Eukaryota; Metazoa; Chordata; Aves; Passeriformes; Turdidae
Gene: CUEDC2
Product: CUE domain containing 2
Exons: 9
Coding region: 190-930 (246 amino acids)
Molecular function (GO): ubiquitin binding
Source: RefSeq, a predicted model, not a curated record